Messenger RNA from Paramecium sonneborni, 594 nucleotides. NCBI's taxonomy places the organism in Eukaryota, Ciliophora, Oligohymenophorea, Peniculida, Parameciidae. The record is from the annotation of a GenBank genome assembly.
AAAAUUCUUUAUAUAUUCAAUUUGCUUAAAAUAAGGUUGUUAUUAUUGGCUAUCAAACCAUUUUGAUAUGAUAAUAAUUAGAAAGUAAAAGUAUUUUAUUGAAACAAGUCAUCAGAAAAUGGAAAAAACCUAUAUUUCAAAAGACAGAUAUCUUGGGUGAGGAGUGUAGAAAAAUAAAAUAAUAAUAAAUAAAAUAACUUUUUCAAAUGGUUACUUAAAUACCAAACUUUUUAAUUUCUUCAAUCCUUUUUUUAGCUUUAGCCUGGGUGAUAUUGCUAUUUCCAUUCAAAUAUAUUUGUUUGCAUUCAAAAUGCUUUUUAAAUUUGGCAAUAUUUAAUAUAUAAUCUAAUGCUUUUUCAGUUAAUGUGUUGGAUUGUAGAUGCAAUGCUGUAACACUGUAAAAUAUACUUAACCUCAAUACCUAGAUUCUUCAAUAACUGAGAGUAACUUAGCAAAAAGAUCAUCUGUAAUUUUACAUUUACUCAUUUUUAAGACUUUGACAAUUUUUUUAUUUUUUAGUGCUUCAUCUAUAGCUAAAAUCAAUUGUUCUGUCACAUCUAAGAUAGUUUAAUUUUUACCAAUAGUAGAAAAGUC